AUGUGUCCGACCGCAUCGUCACUGACGCACAACAAGAAAUGUUCCGAGUUUAAGGAGAUGAUUGAGUUUGCCAUCAAGAAUGCUGAGGCCAUCAAGAGCUUUGGACCCGGGCUGGGACUCGUGGGCCACUUUGUGGAAAUGAUGGCCGCUGCCCAUUGUUACGUGCAUGAGAUGGAUGUUGACAUGCAGCGAUUGCUUUUGAAGAGGAAGUGGUUUCUUACAUUGUGCCAUGAUGUGUGGGAGUCUAAGAACAAGGAGGUUUUAGGAGUUUCCCUUGGAUUCUACAGCAUUGGAAGGAAGAGACACUUCUUGAUUCCCAUUGCUCUGCAUGUGAUAGAUGACAAGUGUGCUGAGCCGACUGCUGAUUUGGUGGAGAACAUCCUUGCUGCCACUGGGAUUGACAAAGAGCAGAUCCACAAGGCUUGUAACGACACAUGCUACACUGCGCUCAAGGUUGGUAGGCUCCUCGCAGGAGAGAAUAGGGUGUGCACCAUGCACCAGAUACAGUUGUACAUGGAUCAUGUCAUGUGA
Molecule: messenger RNA, 531 nt
Organism: Seminavis robusta
Lineage: Eukaryota; Bacillariophyta; Bacillariophyceae; Naviculales; Naviculaceae
Source: the annotation of a GenBank genome assembly